Molecule: messenger RNA, 459 nt
Organism: Clunio marinus
Lineage: Eukaryota; Metazoa; Arthropoda; Insecta; Diptera; Chironomidae
Source: the annotation of a GenBank genome assembly
AUGAAACGUUCUAGCUCGAUUCAGCGGGAUAAAAAAUUUAUGAACAUUAAUUUUUAUUACUUAACGGUAUCAUCGAAGAAGCUAAUACAAGUUAAUGUUGUGACAUGUGAUGGUUUAACUACACAAUGGUUUUCAAAAAUUCCUCAGACUUCAUUCCAAAGAACAAUGGAAUUGAAAGCAAGCAUCAGCGAUGGUGCAAAUGCGAUCAUAAAUUUCUUUUCUUAUGCUUCUCUCUAUGCAUUGUUGGAUUCGGCAGAAAAAUUUCAUUUGUCAUGCUUUUUGUCGACAUCAUUGGCGGCUUACAUGAAAUUUCAGUUUAUCGAUUGUUCUCAACAAAGUUUUGAUUUAAAACUUCCAAAGAGAAUUUUACUUCAUUUUGAAAAGUUUUUAAUGUUAAUGGAGAUUUUUAAAUAUCUUCAAAAUGUAGUAAAACCUCCAAACAAAACAAAAUCUCAUUAA